Messenger RNA from Quercus lobata, 798 nucleotides. RefSeq lists its product as uncharacterized. The record is from RefSeq and is a predicted model, not a curated record. The transcript is spliced from 3 exons. The coding region runs from base 81 to 767 and encodes 228 amino acids. Lineage: Eukaryota; Viridiplantae; Streptophyta; Magnoliopsida; Fagales; Fagaceae.
UUAACCAUGCCGCCGAGAGAGAGGAAUACAUAAAUAGUGUUUUGCAUGGAAGUGAGAGACAUUGUGUGAAUCAACUUAGGAUGAAGCCUAUAGCUUUCCACCACUUAUGUCACACCCUCACUGAGGGGGAGCACGUACGUCCGACUGUUCACAUGUCUGUUACGGAGCAAGUGUUCAUUUUCUUGCACAUUAUUGGUCAUAAUGUGAGGUUUCGUGUAAUGGGUAGUCGGAUCUAUAGAUCAACUGAGACUGUUCAUAGAUACUUCAAGGUUGUCCUUAGGGGGGUCCUGAAAUUAUAUAGAGCUCUAAUAAGACUGCGUAGCGAAGAUACACCUCCAGAGAUAAGGAAUAGCAGAAGGUUUUACCCAUAUUUUAAGGAUUGUGUUGGAGCAAUAGAUGGUACACAUGUUCGUGCAUCUGUGCCACCUGAAAUACAAGGAAGAUUUCGUGGUCGCAAAGAUGGAACCACGCAAAAUGUGUUAGCUGCCAUUAGUUUUGACUUAAAGUUCACUUAUGUGUUGGAUGGAUGGGAAGGCAGUGCACAUGAUUCACGUGUAUUAAAUGAUGCAUUUGCUAGGACAGGGGGAUUUUCAAUUCCCAAUGGUAAAUUUUAUCUUGGUGAUGCUGGGUAUGGUAAUAAAAAUGGAAUAUUGUCACCGUAUCGAAGUGUACGAUAUCACUUAAAAGAGUUUAGUGAUCGUCCUCCUGAGAAUGCGCAAGAAUUGUUCAACCUCCGACACUCUUCAUUGAGAACUACCAUUGAGUGAGGGUUUGGAGUGGUGAACAAACGUUUUCGAG